This is a messenger RNA of Sebastes umbrosus (honeycomb rockfish), 2008 nucleotides long. RefSeq lists its product as uncharacterized. NCBI's taxonomy places the organism in Eukaryota, Metazoa, Chordata, Actinopteri, Perciformes, Sebastidae. The record is from RefSeq and is a predicted model, not a curated record. The coding region runs from base 213 to 1151 and encodes 312 amino acids. The transcript is spliced from 3 exons. Gene Ontology annotation, molecular function: DNA binding.
GAUAUGACGUCAGGCGGCAGCAGCAAUGCAUUGUGGGGGUAGAGUGUAGCAAAAUAUCAGCGUCAAGCUAACGUUGAUGCUAACUGCUAGCAGUGUAGUAAAUAACGGUUAUUUCUAAACGACCUAAUCUACGUCAUCUGUUCACAUCACGGCUGUGACGCAGAGCAUGAGCGGCACGUAGUGAGGAGCACCGUGUGUGAGUCUGUGUGAGGAUGAGCCGGAGACAAAGGUCCACUCCGUCCAUUAAGCAGGAGUCGCUGGGAGAGUUCACAGAGCCGUCGACGAGGCGGAGACCGGAAACCCUGUCCACCCGAGAGGAGGACAUGGAGACAGACAGCGAGCAGUUCUGCUACGUGGAAGUGUCUCUGGAGGACGAAGACUCUGACACCCUUGCCACAGUGAAUGAAGCUAGAAUUAAUCCUCCUAUUAACGGCAUGGAAGGUGCACAAGGAGAUCCAGCAGAACAAAUAACACAAGAAGGGGCGAGUGAUGACCGCCCUGUAAAACGUAGACGGAAUAAACGCAGCUUGAUUUGGAGGCACUAUGAGCAACUGGACUGUUUGUCUGCUGCUCGUUGCCGCAUUUGCCAGAAGAAGUUGCAGUACUUUGAAGGCGGCAGCACCAGCAACCUGCAUCGGCACCUGUCAAAGAGACAUCCGGAGAUGUUUUCUCAGCUAAUGAUGGAGGGGCAGCAUCCACCACCACAACCACCACCACCCGACUCAUCAAAGAGCUCAAAUGCUAAUGGUCACACAGCAACACCACCAGAGAGCGUUGGGCCGACAAAGGAGCAGAAACCGUUUUCUGGUAAGUGGAAAGUUCCCAAAGUGUCUGAAGUUGAAAAGCGUGCGUUCAGGAGAGAGCUGGAGCUGAUCGAAGCUCUGAGGAGAGCGCAGAGGGAGGAGGCUCGGGCUCUGGAGUAUCAGAGGGAUCUGCUUGAGAAGCUGCGUGCAGUGAAUGCCAGGGAAGCAGCUGCAGAGAGGGAGCAGAUUGAGUCACUGAGAAAAGCACAGCUGGAGGAAGCCGAAGACUUGACUAGACAGCGAGAAGAGGUGCAGAAGGAGAAGACAGAGCUGCAGAAGAAAUUUGACGAGCUUCAGCAGGAAAGAGAAGAACUUGUGUUGUUUUCCAAAGGACAGCAAGCCUCCUGAGUCUGCUGCAACAUGACUGUCGUGUUGCUGUCGUCACCGAUUUCAUUUUUUUACUUUUUUUUUUAUAAAUGCUUUGGGACAAAUUUAAACACAUGAUGUAAAAUGGUAAACUCCCCUUUUAGUAAAAUAUUUUUUGCAAACAAUUAAUGGACAUUUUUUGUUUCUGACACAGCUGUGUUGCACUGCUUCUUCCUUCCUCUUCUGCCCACCCAUUGUGUGAUGUUCUGAUAUCACUCUGACAUCAAAUGAAUAGACCCAGGAGAAACCUCUCCCUCCCCACCUCAUCCUACAUUCACUCAUGGCUGCAACAAGCAAUUUUCAAAUCUGUAUAUACUAUAAUAAUGUAUGUGUUGGCUCUGCAGGACAGGAUCAGAUGAGCUGCAAAAGUCAUUAGUUUGUCUUAUCACUCAAAUUUGUAAUUUAGCAAUGAAAUGUGUAAUGCUGCCAGUAAAACUGACCUACAUCAGACGAUAGAUAUUAUUAUUAUAUUUUUCUGCGAGGGCUUGAAAUUAUCAGUCAAACUAACUUAAUUGAUUUGUCUUUUCUUUCCUUUCUUUACACAAUACACCAUGUUGUCGUUAACAAGUUGUGUGAUCCUUUUAGGAAAUUUAAUUGACCUUGAGACUUGAUUUGAGUUUCUUGUAGAAACUUGGAAAUUCACUUUAAGAGCAGCUGUAUUUUUGUUGAAACAGGAUGUUUAGGCAAGACAUAAUGUUAGGGAUCAUUUAAAAGUGUAAACCCAUGUAGAUUUAGAGAGGCAGUUUUAAUUUUGAUUAAAUGUUUUAUACUCCCACUGCAGCAUCAUCUGUUCUACAGGGACACUCUAGGUAAUGACAUUAAAAUGUUGAUGUGCAAGA